Messenger RNA from Entelurus aequoreus (snake pipefish), 5554 nucleotides. It is a transcript of the gene ginm1, whose product is annotated as glycoprotein integral membrane 1. Bases 83 to 1129 code for a protein of 348 amino acids. Lineage: Eukaryota; Metazoa; Chordata; Actinopteri; Syngnathiformes; Syngnathidae. The transcript is spliced from 8 exons. The record is from RefSeq and is a predicted model, not a curated record.
UCUCCGCGCUUGCGCAGUUGCGACGGUGUCAAUGUGCGUAGCUUGGUACUGUGCGGCGAACUGAGCUGACUCCGAGUUAAAAAUGGCAAUAUCAGCCGUUUUUGUUAACUUUCUACUUUUUGUCUUAGUCACGCUGACAGAGUCAUCGCUGACCACGGAAAAUAUCCUGAUUAACGUGAUAGCCGGGUCGCCAGAUACACAGGAGCCUUACAAUUUGCAGAUCAAUUUAAACAUAUCAGUGAACAAGGAGCAAGUAUUGGUAAACAAUAUCCCCGUUGAGCUAUCAGCGGUGACCAGAUUAAACUGUCAAGCCCUUUUCUUGGCCAGCACAAAUGGAAGCAGCGAGUAUGGGGCUGGGGACCUGCUUUCUACUGUCACCAGGGUGAUGGUGACCCAGAACCAGCUGUACAGUGACGCAGAAAAAGUGGUGGCUCUGCAGGUGUUCAGUGAAGUCGUGGAGUUGGAGGGCAGAAAGGUGCAGCAGCCUGAUAUGUGUGAGGUGAAAAUACUGCUGAGUCCAGACUUCCAGACGCUGGCCCAGUACACCAACACUUACCCCAUGGGACACAGUGACAUCUUCAGGCUGUCCAGAGAGCACGACGUGGUGGUCACACGUCCCGCCAACCAUCAGAAAGAGGAGCAAAUGAUGUCCCAGACCACCAGCCAGUACGCUCUCAAACACUCGGAGACCACGCAAGAAGAAAUCGCGGCGCCGGGGAAACUCCCGGAGACGCCGCUGCGCAUGGACCCUGAUGUCCUGCGUGAUGCCAGCUAUGAAGACGCAGAAGACCUGGGACAACCUGAGCAGGCGCCAGUGGAGACUUCGCCCAGAGAAUUUCUCUCCUAUUCGGCCAUGUGUCGCUGGGUGGAUGACUUCCGGGAGCGUCUGCGACACUUCUGUGCCCAGUCACUGCCCCUCUUCUUCCUGGUCAUGUGUGUGGUGGUCAUCGGCGUGGUGGGCUCGGCCGUCAUCGUCAAGAUACUGGACUUGUUCUUGCCCGCCUGCGAACCCAGGCCCAUGUUUCAACUGAAGGAUGUGAGUCUGGUGCCAGAGAAGGAGGAGGAGGAGGAGAAGCACACGCUCCUGGACAACGUGGACUUGGAAGACCAGGACCAGAGGAAGCCUUGAGGGAAGACUUGCUUUUUUUGUUGUCUUGUUAGGCAGAAGUGAAAUGUUUAUUUUGUACAGUUCCUGUGACUGAACACCAACUCUCAGCCUUGUGAAGACUCCAUGUGCUUUAUAUCCUCAUGUAUUCACCACACCACACAAUCACAACCUCAUGUAUUCACCACACAAUCACAACCUCAUGUAUUCACCACACCACACAAUCACAACCUCAUGUAUUCACCACACAAUCACCACAAAAUCACAACCGCGCUUUACUCUUUUCCAUCUUCACUGUUUAUUGCUGCUGUCCAACUCCUUUAAAUCCCUUUACACUAUUUUCCAGACUAUAAGACACUAUUUUUUACGCUUUGACCCCUGCGGCUUAGAAAACAGUGCGGCUCAUUUAUGUAUUUUUCUUCAAUAACGGCCUUAGUGUUAUGUAAUGGACAACAUUUUCGCUGAAAAGCUGUGUUGUUGUUUGUGCUGUGGCGCCAUCUCUUGGACGAGUUCACUCACUGCACGUGGCGCAGGUUGAAAAUGUAUUUCCUGUUUCGUUCCUUGAACCAAAAGUAUGCCGUAGCAUUUCUGCUCGAAAGGAUUCUUCACUCACACUUUGAGCAACAAUUGUAAGUUUUACAAUAUAACUAAAACUGUUCAUACAUACUAAAGUGUUCCAUGUGUGUAGGAGUCUUUUCAUGCAUAUUUGUGUGUGCUAUUGUAAUAUAAUCAAGCUAGCAACGUUAGCAUUAGCUAAUAUGCUAACACUUUUACGAGUGUCUGUGUUAGUAUUAUUAACUUCCAAUGUAUUGUUUUGUAAAUUCACCAAAACGUCGGCGUGGAGUUAUUGGGUCUGUUUAGCUGAUUGGAGAGCUAGCUUGCGCAGCUAGUUGGCUUCUGUUUUGUUUGAUCAGCCGUUUUACUGUCGUGUUGCAGACACUGCUUGGAAACUAUUAAGGUAUGUAAAUAAACACUCAGAAAACCUUUGGUACCGAUAUACUGUAUAUCUGCGGCUAAUAUACUGUAUGUAAAUAUAUUUAUUCCUUCAAAAAUGUGUCUUGAAUGGCCCGGAAAAUAUGGUAUGUCAACAUUUAAUAAUAAUAAUAAUACAUUUUAUUUAGUAUAGCGCUUUUCAGAGCACUCAAAGACGCUUUACAGGAUAAAAAAUUAAAAAUAUAAAACAGUUUAAAGUAAUAAUAUAAAAUACAUUUGUGGUAGUAUUGUAAUAAUAAUAAUAAUAAUAUUAGAUUUUAUUUGUAAAAACACUUUACAUUGAGCAAACAACCUCCAAAGUGCUACAGUGCAUUUAAAAAAACAAACAAAAACAAAACAAAUUAAAAAACAACGCUAAAACCACAAAUAGCUGCCCCCAACAAGUAAAAUAAAUAGUAAAAAUAAAAUAAAAACUAUAACAGCCUAAUAGCUAGAACUAACACAUAUAUCUAAAAAAAAUAGGCUCUUUUUUUUUUAAAGAAGGGUUUUUAAGCCUUUUUUAAAAGCAUCCACAGUCUGUGGUGCCCUCAGGUGGUCAGGGAGAGCGUUCCACAGACUAUGAAAGCCCGGUCUCCCAUAGUUCUGAGCUUUGUCCUCAAAGGUUGGAGGAGGUUAGCCUAACUAGUAAGGCGGAAUUAAAAUGUGCACACAGUGACUUCCUGUUCAGUGCAAAGGAGGCUUCAAAAUAAAAGCAUGGUGGUAUAAACUUGCAUUCUACCAUAGCUACUAACACAAUUCAAAAUCUUCCUAAGUUUAUGUUUCUGAUGAACAGAAGGCAGAUGUGUGACAUGACAUGUAGAUGAAGGCAUUCAUGGUCAUCACAUGUGUACAUGACAUGUAGUUGAAGGCAUGCAUGUCAUCACAUGUGUACAUGACAUGUAGUUGAAGGCAUUCAUGUCAUCACAUGUGUACAUGACAUGUAGUUGAAGGCAUUCAUACAAGUAUAAGCAUUUACAUCAUUGUAUUUAUUCAACUGUACUAAUGUAAAUGAUGCACGUGACUCAUUUAUCAAUGAAAGUGAUUUCAAACUGAAUUGUUUAAGACUCCCAGUCAUUUAAAUGAUGCAAGUAACUUAUUGUGUUUCAUCAAAAGUGUCGUUAAAAACUGAAAUGUUGGGCAGCACUAAUAAACAAUGAAGUCAUUGUGAUUCAUCAACAUUCAUGAGUGUAAUUAAGUCUUUUCCAAUCAAUCAGCAGCACUUAUUUGAAUGAUGCAGGCAGAUUUGUUGUGAUCAAUACACAUUCAGAAGUGUGAUAAAUGUCAUUUGAAGUUGUAUUAUCAUGUAAACAACAUGUAGACAAAUUAACAUGCAAGCAAUGGCAGCUUUUUUGUUAUGUUGACAACCACUUAUGUUGACAUGAGUCAGCGGUUUUUUGUUAUGUUGAUGUGACAGUCCUUCACUGUCGUGCGGGUUCCAUGGACCACCAAGGAUUGACACCACCGCGAGCAGGUUUGACAAUUUUAUAGAAAAAAAAAUUGUUGGCAAAAUGCAUGUUUAAAAAAUCAGUUUGAAUAUUUUUUUUACACUGAAUUUUGUAUACACUGAAAUUUAAGUGUUUAAAAAAAUGUUCUGUUUCAAAAAGUAAGACUCACUUCCUGUAAAUGAAGACUGAAGUAUGGAUGUUAAUGUGUGUCUUUUAUUAUGAAAGUGUUUUUGACACUGAAUUUAUGUAACUGAAAUGUUUGCGUUUGAAUUUUGUGAACUGAAUUUUGUUUUUUUUACAUCAAAUUAUGCCGACAAUUUCUUUGAAAAAAAAAAAUUCAGAGUAAAUAAUUUCACUAUAUCAAAAUUCAGUGUAAAAAAGUGUAAAACAUUUCAGUGUAAAAAAAAUUCUGUUUCAAAAAGCAAGACUCAUUUCCUGUAAAUGAAGACUGAAGUAUGGAUGUUAAUGUGUGUCUUUUAUUAUGAAAGUGUUUUUUGACACUGAAUUUAUUUUUGCCUUUGAAUUUUGUGAACUGAUUUUUUUUUUUUUUUUUACAUCAAAUUAUGACGAAAAUUUCUGUGUAAAAAAAAAAAAAGUUAGGUUUCAGUGCUAAAAAAAUUCCGUGUUGAAAAAGCAAGACUCACUUCCUGUAAAUGAAGACUGAAGUAUGCAUGUUAAUGUGUGUCUUUUAUUAUGAAAGUGUUUUUUGACACUGAAUUUAUGUAACUCAAUUUUUUGCAUUUGAAUUUUGUGAACUGAAUUUUCUUUUUUUACAUCAAAUUAUGACCAUUUUUUUAAAAAAAAAUUCUGAGUAAAAAAUUUCAGUGUAUAAAAAUUCAGUGUCAAAAUAUGUUCUGUUUCAAAAAGUAAGACUCACUUCCUGUAAAUGAAGACUGAAGUAUGGAUGUUAAUGUGUGUCUUUUAUUAUGAAAGUGUUUUUUGACACUGAAUUUAUGUAACUCAAUUUUGGGUGUUUGAAUUUUGUCAACUUAAUUUAUUUUACAUCAAAUCAUGCAUUCAUUUUUUCUUAGAAAACCAAAUUCUGUGUAAAAGUGUGUGUAAAAAAAGUAAAAAAUUCAGUGCUGAAAAAAUGAAUUGUCGAAAAAUAUUCUGCUUGAAAAAGCAACUCACUUCCGGUUAAUGAAGCCUAAAGCAAGCGUCUCACAAUCAGCCAAUGAGGUGUCAAGUUUGAUGUCACGUGACACAGCAUAAAAAGGCGGGUAAGUGGGCGUCAUAAAACACCACCACGUGCCUUCAAACCUGACACCUCAUUGGCUGCUUCAGUCUUCAUCUACCGGAAGUGAGUCUUGCGUUUUGAAGCGGAACAUUUUAAUACACUAAAUUAUAAAACACACAUUUUGCUGACACUUUUUCAAUUAAAUUGUCAGCAUAAUUUCAUGUGAAAAUAAAUUCAGUUCACAAAAUUCGAACGCAAAAAAAAGAGUGGCAUAAAAUCAGUGUCAACAAACGCUUUCAUACGACGCCCAGAAUGUAAAUACUUUUUUUUUUUUUAAAGAAUACGCGAAUUAUGGAUGCGCCGAUAUAAAUGAUCUUAAAAAAGGAUACAAAAAACCCCCCUACUAAAAUUCAUCUCUUAGUUAUUAAACGUAUUUAUAAUACAGUGUUUAAAGAAUCCGAGUUAGUUGUGUGACUGCACUUCCUGCUGGACAAUGUGAGACAGCGCCCUCUGCCGGAUGUUUUGCCACACAACGCUUUUCUUCUACCUCUGCGCCAACAAAGCACUUCCUCUUGAAGUUGCCUUCCAAAUAAUAUUUCAUGAGGUGGCCAGUGAGAGUACUCGUCUAAAUAAUUCAUUAUUGACAGACAUGUUUCUAUGCGUCACCAUAAAAGACACAAGUUCUCCCUCCCUGCAUGUGAAUCGCACCACAUAAAAGUGUGAAACUGCUUCAACUUGCUACUUUUUGUACCGCAUGAUGUAAAUAUGCAUUUGUGCUGCUGUCAUUUCUUGACUACUACGACUACGCUUUCACAUUUCUCCCUUCUUUUGGCUGACAAUACAAAUAAACAAACA